GAGCGACGAAGAGGAUUUGACUUCAUUUGGAGAGAGAGAAAGAGGAGAAAGGUAAAGAAGGAAUGUAGAAAAUUCAAUCCGAUCGAAUGCAAUUUUGACGUCCGCAAGGAGACACUCUCUCUCUACGCCCUUUCUCUCUCUAGUUUCUCUCUCUAGUUUCUCUCUCCAGAUACAGCGAAGAACAGGCUGAAAAUGAGGAGAUACUGAAGGACUCGGGAGAGAGAUUGAGGACUUUGAACGAGCGACGCAGCUGAAAGCCCUAGAAAGCUGAAGCUCUAGUGUGUAGUGAAUGCAGAGGACGGAGAAGAAUAAGGAGCACAGUGGAUUUUCAUUGGGAAUUUUUAAUCAGCUUUUUUGUUUUUGUGCUCGAUCGGUAUCUUAGGAGUUUCAGAGACUUGUAGUGGUGAAUUUCAACUCUGUUUCCACUGCUUUUUGGACUGCAAAACCCUAAAGAUUUUUCACUCAUUUGAAGUUCUGGAUCGCUGAUUUUGCUUGUGAUUGCACGAGAUGGGGCUCGAUCGAGUGCGUUUAAGUCGUUGUGCCGAGCUUUUUAUUUGUUUAUUUUUUUUUCUUUUGAGCAGCAGAUAUCACUUGGUUUGAUUUAGUUUUAAUUUUUUUUUUUUCAUUUUGUUUUCUUUUUCUUGGGCGGUGUUUACAGAUUGAGAGUUUGAGCUCGUGGUAUGAGGAAGGAGUGAUCUUUGAUGAGUUUUGGUUGUGAGUUUUAGUUGGGUUUGUGAUGUUUCGAGAUUUGGAUUUGCUUUAAGGAUUUGAAGUGGUUUUGGGACUUCUUGGUUUGUCGAAUGUUCUUCUUUGAUCCUUUUGGCGAGAGUUUUAGGGUACGCUUUCUGGACCGAGAUUAAGAUUUAGGCGCUUUUGGUGGUGGCAGAAGUUUGAUUUGUUUAUUCCUCGGAACAUUGUAGGAUGUUGAGAGGUUCUUUCCAUCUGAAAAUUUAUAAAUUGUACAGCGAUACAUGCGGAAGCCCGACGAAGAUUGUUUGCCUCGGACAGCUGGUGGAAUUCUAGAAUGUUCAGUAGCGAAGCUUGUUGCUUGGUUUUGGUGUUCCUUGAUCUUCCUCUUGCACUCGUUAACUGCCAACACUGUAUGCUCACGCAAAAGGCUUAUCCAUUCUUUUUGGCUUACAACAAAAACGCUGGAGUUCUUGGAUGUGGAUGUCUACUUGUUGGGUUAAGGGACAUGUUGGGUUUUGCAUGAUCUGUUGUGUAGUUGCGUGUUUUGAAUCUUUAGUGAUGAGUGAUGAAUUAAUGUCAUUUUAGAUAGUUUCUAUACUUGAAUAAGUCUUCGUAGCAAAUCAGGUGAUUUUGGGAUAAUGGUUCCAUCAGGGCCUCCCACUCCGAUUGGCGGUGCCCAGUCUGUUUCACCUUCACUUCUGCGACAGAACUCUGGAAUGUUGGGAGCUCAAGGUGGUCCUAUGCCUUCCCAGUCGGCUUUUCCCUCUCUUGUGUCUCCGCGCUCUCAGUAUAAUAAUGUGAAUUUGCUUGGAAAUGCGCCCAAUGUUUCUUCCCUGCUAAGUCAGUCUUUUGGAAAUGGGGGUCCGAAUUCUGGGCUUUCUGGCCCAGGGAGUAGUCAGCGCGGAGGUAUUGAUACUGGGGCUGAGUCUGAUCCUCUCUCUAGUGUAGGUAAUGGAUUGGGGUUUAAUCCGAAUUCUUCUUCAUUUGUACCAUCUAACAUGGUUAACCCCGGGUCAUCAAAUUCAGUUCAGGGGCAACAGUUUCAAAACCCUUCUGGCAACCAGAUGUUGCCUGAUCAACAGCAGCCACAACAGCUUGAACCUCAGAACUUCCAACAUGGUCAGCAACAGAUGCAACAAUUUCCAACCCCUCACAGUUCCCUGCAGCAGCCGCAGCAGUAUCAGACAAUUAGAGGAGGGUUAGGCAGUGUUGGACCUGUCAAGCUGGAGCCAGUGUCUAAUGAUCAGCAUGGACAGCAGCAGCAGUUGCCGUCCUUGAGAAAUCUUGCUCCAGUGAAACUGGAACCUCAACAAAUCCCGACUAUGAGAGCCUUAGCACCGGUCAAAAUGGAGCCCCAACAUUCAGAUCAGUCCUUGUUCCUGCAGCAUCAACAACAACAGCAGCAGCAGCAGCAGCAGCAACAACAACAGCAGCAACAGCAACAACAGCAGCAGCAGCAGUUUCUCCACAUAUCCAGGCAAUCUUCUCAGGCUGCUGCUGCUCAGAUUAAUCUUUUGCAUCAGCAAAGAAUCUUGCAGAUGCAACAGCAACAGCAGCAGCAGCUCUUGAAGGCAAUCCCUCAGCAACGGUCCCAAUUACAGCAGCAGUUGCAGCAGACUAAUUUGCCUUUGAGGUCCCCUGCAAAAUCAGUAUAUGAACCUGGAAUGUGUGCACGGCGUCUGACGCAUUAUAUGUAUCAGCAACAGCGCAGACCUGAUGACAACAAUAUUGAUUUUUGGAGGAAAUUUGUAGCUGAAUAUUUUGCUCCUAAUGCCAAGAAGAAGUGGUGUGUUUCUAUGUAUGGAAGUGGCCGGCAAACAACGGGAGUUUUCCCUCAGGAUGUAUGGCACUGUGAAAUAUGCAACCGCAAGCCAGGCCGAGGAUUUGAAGCAACUGUUGAGGUUCUGCCAAGGCUUUUCAAAAUUAAGUAUGAAAGUGGUACUUUGGAAGAACUUCUCUAUGUUGAUAUGCCACGUGAAUAUCCUAAUGCAUCUGGUCAAAUUGUCCUGGACUAUGCCAAAGCGAUCCAAGAAAGUGUAUUUGAGCAACUUCGUGUUGUUCGUGAAGGUCAACUUCGGAUAGUUUUCUCUCCUGACCUGAAGAUAUGCUCUUGGGAGUUUUGUGCACGGCGUCAUGAAGAGCUUAUUCCUCGAAGAUUAUUAAUACCUCAGGUUAGUCAGCUUGGUAUUGCAGCACAGAAAUACCAGGCUGCGACUCAGAAUGCAUCUUCUAAUUUAUCUGUUCCAGAAUUGCAAAACAACUGUAACAUGUUUGUUGCAUCUGCCCGUCAGUUGGCAAAAGCUUUGGAAGUGCCAUUGGUUAAUGAUUUGGGAUAUACAAAGAGAUAUGUGAGGUGCCUUCAGAUAUCUGAAGUGGUCAAUAGUAUGAAAGACUUGAUUGAUUACAGCCGAGAUACUGGGACCGGGCCUAUGGAGAGUUUGGCCAAGUUCCCUCGGAGGACGAAUGUUUCAUCUGGGUUUCAUAGUCAGUCCCAACAACCCGAGGAACAGCAGCAGCAGCAGCAAACAAUGGCACAUAACUCAAACAGUGAUCAAAGCCCCAUCCAAACGACUGCUAUGCAGCUUGCUGCUACCAAUGGUAUGGCCAAUGUAAAUAAUUCCCUCAAUGCAUCUUCGGUCCCUUCACCUGCCAAUGCUAUUGUUGGGCUUCUCCAUCAGAACUCAAUGAACUCCAGGCAGCCAAAUCCUAUGAGCAAUGCAAAUAGUCCCUACAGUGGAAGUGCUGUUCAGAUUCCAUCGCCCAGCUCCUCCAGUACAAUACCACAGGCUCAGCCUAACCCUUCUCCAUUUCAGUCGCCAACGCCUUCCUCAUCUAACAAUCCCCCACAAAUUUCUCAUAGUACCUUAACAGCAACUGCUCACAUGAGUGCUGCAAAUUCACCAGCGAAUGUUUCGGUGCAGCAGCCAUCUCUCUCAAAUGAGGCUGACCCAAAUGAUUCCCAGAGUUCUGUCCAGAAAAUCAUACAAGAGAUAAUGAUGUCCACACCAAUUAGCAGCACAGGAGGUGGUAUGGUGGGUGUCGGUAGCCUGGGAAAUGACACAAAGAAUGUAAAUGGGAUUUUGCCGACAAGCAACAACACAGGUCUCAAUGGCAGCAGUUGCCUUAUGGGGAAUGGAACAGCCAAUCCUAGUUCUGGCAUGGGGGGUGCUGGAUUUAGCAUGGGUGGUGGACUUGGCCAAUCGAUGAUGGUGAAUGGAAUCAGAGCUGCAAUGGGCAAUAAUUCUGUGGCAAUGAAUGGGAGGGUGGGCAUGGCUUCAAUGGCUCGGGACCAAGGUAUGAAUCAUCAUCAACAAGAUUUGGGGAACCAGCUGCUUGGGGGGCUAGGAGCAGUUAAUGGCUUCAAUAAUCUUCAAUUUGACUGGAAAUCAUCUCCAUGAGCGGGUCCACGAUCUUACUAAUAUUUGAUUUCUUCACAAUCGCUGUUUGUGCAGCAAGAGAGAGGGCAGAAUCGCCUGUGGCCCUUUGAAGACAGCAGCAAGCAGUUCAUGAUGAAUGGAUUGAUUUCGGGGCUUCCCUCCCACUUUGUACUAAUCUCUGAAAAAGGAAACCCUAUAGCAUAGUGUUUUUGUCAUUGAAAUGUUAUAUCUUAGUUGCUUCAUUCCCUUUGUUUCUCCCAUUUAUGAAUUAAUACAGAUGCUUAUCCCCACUAACAGCCUCAGAAUGGAAAUUGAGGGAGGGACUGUUCUCCGGUCAAGCACUCUUUCUGUUGUAUUGCCAGUACCUCGCAUCCGCCAUUUGUAAACUAGCAUAUCUGCAAGUCUCUCUCUCUCUCUCUCUCUCUCUCUCUCUCUCUCUCUCUCUCUCUGGAUUCUUGGGAUGUAUAUAUUAAUGGUUUGUUUGGAAGUAACUUUCAAGAGCUGCUUGCACGAUCUGCAGUUGCAUUA
This is a messenger RNA of Malania oleifera, 4595 nucleotides long. Its product is annotated as transcriptional corepressor SEUSS. Bases 1329 to 4088 code for a protein of 919 amino acids. The record is from RefSeq and is a predicted model, not a curated record. NCBI's taxonomy places the organism in Eukaryota, Viridiplantae, Streptophyta, Magnoliopsida, Santalales, Ximeniaceae. The transcript has 10 exons. Gene Ontology annotation, biological process: positive regulation of transcription by RNA polymerase II; negative regulation of transcription by RNA polymerase II. Gene Ontology annotation, cellular component: nucleus; transcription regulator complex.